Molecule: messenger RNA, 1287 nt
Organism: Erpetoichthys calabaricus (reedfish)
Lineage: Eukaryota; Metazoa; Chordata; Cladistia; Polypteriformes; Polypteridae
Gene: aida
Product: axin interactor, dorsalization associated
Exons: 11
Coding region: 178-1101 (307 amino acids)
Biological process (GO): determination of ventral identity
Cellular component (GO): membrane
Molecular function (GO): phosphatidylinositol binding
Source: RefSeq, a predicted model, not a curated record
CCGAGGUUUGUCUGAGCGGACAGAUGGGCUUGGUCAGUAUGGGGUGUUGGUUGCACCGGUUACGCCGAGUGCUUGUUACCUGAAAUCCCAAUUAUGAAGAGAGGCAAAUAAAAGAGUUGUAUGAUGUAAUGCAAGCCUCAGCGAGAUCGUGAACCCACCAGCUAAGGAGCGUGUAAGAUGACAGAAAUCAGUAAGACCAUCCAGAAAUGGCACGCCAGUUUUAAGAAAGGCACAGACUUUGAUUCCUGGGGACAGUUAGUGGAGGCAAUAGAUGAAUACCAAAUACUAGCAAGACAGCUACAGAAAGAAGUCCAGUCCUCAAAUUCUUCUGAUAUCUCAGAAGACCAAAAAAAAACUCUAGGAAAAAUUGCAACAUGCCUUGAACUUCGGAGUGCAGCAUUGCAGUCUACUCAUUCCCAAGAUGAGUUCAAGCUGGAAGAUUUAAAGAAACUGGAACCAAUUAUCAAGAACAUUCUGACUUACAAGAAAGACUUCCCAUUUGAUGUGCAGCCUGUCCCACUAAGGAAAAUACUGGCUCCGGGAGAAGAAGAAAAUCUAGAACUUGAAGAGGAGGAUGAUGGAGGGGCUGGAGCAGGCUCUCCAGAUUCCUUUCCCAUCAGAGUGCCAGGAGCCUUAGAAGGUACUUUGUUGCCACGUUUGCCUUCAGAACCAGGAAUGACUCUACUUACCAUCAAAAUUGAGAAGAUUGGACUGAAAGAUGCCGGACAGUGUAUUGAUCCUUACGUAACUGUCAGCAUAAAGGAUCUAAAUGGAAUUGAUUUAAACCCAGUUCAGGAUACACCAGUGGCUUCAAGGAAAGAAGACACCUACAUCCAUUUUAACGUGGAAGUAGAAAUUCAGAAACAUCUUGAGAAACUACCGAAAGGGGCAGCUAUCUUCUUUGAGUUUAAACACUAUAAACCCAAGAAACGAUUUACGAGUACAAAAUGUUUUGCUUUCAUGGAAAUGGAUGAGAUCAAAUCUGGACCGAUUGUUAUAGAACUCUAUAAGAAGCCAACAGAUUUCAAAAGGAAGAAGCUACAUUUACUGACAAAGAAACCACUUUAUCUUCACCUUCAUCAGACAUUGCACAAAGACUAACCUUGGAUCUUGGCUGUAACACGUAUGAACAAACCAACUGACACCUCCCCGCCACAGUAGCUGUAUGUAGCAGAGACCGCCGGGAGACUGAUUUUUUUUUUUUCCACAUUCUUCACAUCAUGAAAAUGAAAUUUCCUACAAUGACCACCUGCCAUCAGUUCUGUUGUCCUCAUGCAGUUUCUUGCU